This is a messenger RNA of Lolium perenne, 1034 nucleotides long. Its product is annotated as protein POST-ILLUMINATION CHLOROPHYLL FLUORESCENCE INCREASE, chloroplastic. Gene Ontology annotation, biological process: chlororespiration. NCBI's taxonomy places the organism in Eukaryota, Viridiplantae, Streptophyta, Magnoliopsida, Poales, Poaceae. The record is from RefSeq and is a predicted model, not a curated record. Gene Ontology annotation, cellular component: thylakoid; chloroplast stroma.
GAGCGCAAGAAGCUGAUCUCUGAACUGAACCACACCUGCAAAACCGAAGCAAGCAAGCAAACUAGAUAUCGUCACAGGACACGAUGGCCACGCUCUCUUCUUGCAGCCGCCUGAGCGGCGGCGGCGCCACCGCCUUCCACCGCCGCCGUAGCCGGCCUUCGCGUGCCACAGUCAUCACCUGCCGGAGCUUCUCGGCCGCGGUCCGCGCGGCCGCAACCGCCUCUGCCACGGCGACGGAAACGGCAACGGCUUCGGUGCCGCAGACCAAGGAGUGCUCGCUCCCGACGUGGGCAGAGUUCGAGCUAGGAAAGGCACCGGUCUACUGGAAGACCACCAGCGGCCUUCCUCCUGCCCCGGGAGAGGGCCUGAAGAUAUUCUACAACCCUGGGACGACCGAGCUGACACCUAACGAGCAGUUCGGCGUCGCGUUCAACGGGGGGUUUAACCAGCCGAUCAUGUGCGGUGGUGAGCCGAGGCAGAUGACGCUGCAGGAGAGGGGAUCAGCCGAUCCCCCCAUAUACACCAUCAGGAUUCGAGUGCCGCAGCAUGCCACGACACUGGUUUUCUCCUUCACAAAUGGAAGUGAAUGGGAUGGGGAAUACACCCUCAAGUUUAAGGUCCCCAAACCAUGGCUCGGCAAGCCCUUGAGCUUUUUCAACGAGGGGCUGGCAGACGAGCUCAACAUGGAGGGUGCCUGCGACAGAGCCAUCUUCCCGGAUGAAAACAUCGUCAUCACAAGCUGCGAAAUGGGCAGCUACUACGAAGAAGGUGGAGACCGGUGCAAGCUGGACAUUGUGAGCGGAUGCAUGGAUCCGGCCUCGCACAUGUUUGAUCCACUCGCCGUCAUCGAUGACGGCACCUGCCCGCUGGACUCUGAUUCGGAGGAGUGACCACCACCUCUUGGCAGUGUUCACUUGUACUAGAACAAAGAGUUGGUCGAUGUGCCCUUCUUGUUCACUUGUAUAAAAGAAGAGAGAAUUCGUGAUACGAUAACACAAACAAUGAUAGUACAGUACAUGUGCUGUGAUAGUCAA